ACUUUUUGCAGUCACGUCACCUCAAAAAGUUUCAAAAAAGGGAGAUCGUCGUGUGAAUUACAGCGAUAAAAAAGACUUUUAUUCGAAAAUGUAUGUAGGUGUUAUAAAAGUUUCUGUUUAAAAAUAUCUUGUUUAAAUUGUGUUAAUAAUCAUUUUCUUUUUUUCAAUAAUACAGGUCUAAAGUUACUUUCAAGAUCACGUUGACUUCAGACCCAAAGCUCCCUUUUAAAGUAUGCUGACGGAUUCCUGGAUUCUACGUUGAAGUUUCUUCGUUAGACUAUGGACACAACUAUUGUUCAACAAUUCUUCAACUUUUUCGAAGACUUCAUACAUUUGUGUCAGUCAGAAAGCUGGCCAGACAACACAACAAGUGAAUUGGAAAUUAGAAAUGCAUUUCUUAUAUCUCAGCAUAUAGAAAAAUGUCUAAAUACACUUCAGAAGAAAGAAGUUCUUGACGAAUUCCUUUCUAACAUGAAUAGCCAUCAAGAUGUGCACAACAUUUUACUAAAACAAAGUCUUUCUGAUCCUUCAAAGUUUGUAUUAAAAAAAGUAGUGAAUUCUAAGACUAAAAUACAACAAAUGGAUAUUACUUUUAAAGUGUUUGUUGAAAUAUUUUCUGAUGAAAAACUAGAAAAUUGUUUGGCAGAUUUUAUGUUAGAAGCAGCAUCAAAACAAACAUUACUAAAGAAUUUAACUCAUGAAAUUCCCAAACUAAAAAUAUUAGAACUUAAAAGUCUUAUUUUUCUUAACGAACUUAACUAUAGUGAGGAUCCAAAAGAAACUAUAUUGGCCCUGUUCGAAGAUUGCAAUCAAGAUACUGUUGAUUUAUUUGUAGUUAGUAUGACGAAUAAUAGCUUACAAAACCAUGAAUCUGUUUAUGGUAUUGCAAAAUCAUUAAUAGACAUCACUGGAUCUAAAAAAUCCAAUCAUAAAAAGUUUUGGAAAUGUCUUUUCAAUGUUGAUGAAAUAAACUUUACACAGAUGUGCUUAAGACACUCUGAGUGGUUUAAAAUCAUUGUCCAAGCUCUACUUGAUUGUGGAAAAUUAUUACGGGAACAUAUGUCAGCUGAGUAUUUCUAUAUAGAUUUAACAUAUUCAGAAUUAGUCAAGAAUGUAAAGAAAGUAUGUCACAAUGAAUGUUUGAAGGUUGAGUUCUUUAACAUUGUAGAAGAGUGUGAAACUAAUAUAAAUUUUUGGGAAAAUAUAAUUCUUAAUUAGUUUCUUUUAAUUAAUGGUGAUAUUAUCACUGUGAAAUAUUAUAUUAAUAAAUCAUGUUGAACAUGUUUUAUAUAUUACCUGUUUGUUUUUAUUUUUGACACUACUUUUUAGUUAAUUAUCCUAAAAUUUUAAAUUUUUUAUAGUAGGUAAUUUAGAUUUUGAUAAAUUCACAUGCUAAUAAUUGAUAUUUUUAAAGAAAUAAUAUCUGUUUUAUACUAAUAGACAAACUGUAAUAUACUAAUAUAGUCCAUCCUUUGUAUAUAUAUAACUGAAUCUCAGUAACAAAUCCACUGACUAUAAUUAAAUUUAGUCUAGUAAACUGAUCUAGUAAGAAUGAUUGCUAA
Diatraea saccharalis (sugarcane borer) is the source of this 1562-nucleotide messenger RNA. NCBI's taxonomy places the organism in Eukaryota, Metazoa, Arthropoda, Insecta, Lepidoptera, Crambidae. The record is from the annotation of a GenBank genome assembly.